Molecule: messenger RNA, 1118 nt
Organism: Habropoda laboriosa
Lineage: Eukaryota; Metazoa; Arthropoda; Insecta; Hymenoptera; Apidae
Product: globin-like
Exons: 3
Coding region: 458-970 (170 amino acids)
Biological process (GO): oxygen transport
Cellular component (GO): hemoglobin complex; extracellular region
Molecular function (GO): oxygen binding; heme binding
Source: RefSeq, a predicted model, not a curated record
GAUUUAAAAUAGCAUUAGAUAGGCAGUGCAGAGUCAGUCGGGCUCGAAGAACGAGUAGUAGUCGUCGUCCAACCGUGUCAGCGAUUGAGCGAAUUGAAACUACACAGUACGUGGCACGUGACAUAUCAUACAGAAUUACGGUAAUUGUGGUGACUCGAAUCGACCGCUUUGCACGCUGAUAAACGACGCGAUCAUUACGUGAUCUAAACGAAUCGAUCUAUAUCCAACGAGAGGAGCAUCCAGACCCUCUCUCGUUCUCUAUCCUUCCUCCUUUCCGCUUCUCGUCAUCGAUCACCUCUCACAAAUGUCACGUUUCUUAUCAUCGACGUGCGUGUGUUUUCUUGUCGUUUCAUGGAGAAAAGAAAAAAAAGAAAGAAAAUAUACAUUUUCGUCUUCUUUCUGCGAAGGAUUGCCCCUUUUUUCUCUCCCUCGACUAUAAUCUGACCACACGGGAACCAUGGGGACAUUUCUUCGUUUCCUUGGGAUCACGAACGACGAUAACAGAAUCGAUCAGGCGACGGGAUUGACGGAGAGACAAAAGAAAUUAGUGCAGAACACGUGGGCUGUGAUUAGAAAGGACGAAGUUGGCUCUGGAAUUGCUGUGAUGACCGCAUUAUUUAAAAAGUAUCCAGAGUACCAACGAUACUUCACCGCUUUCAUGGACACCCCGUUGAACGAACUACCGGCUAACAAACGGUUUCAAGCUCAUUGUGCCAGUGUAAUUACGGCCUUAAAUAAUGUUAUCGAUUCCUUGCACGACCCAGGAUUAAUGGAGGCGAGCCUAAUUGGUUUGGCCGAGAGGCAUAAAAAACGCGGCCAAACGAAAGAAGAAUUUCAGAAUUUGAAAGAGGUGAUGUUGGAAGUUCUUCGCCAAGCAUUGGGAAGACAAUUUACACCGGAAGUGGCCGAGGCGUGGAGCAAAACACUGGAAGCGGUGUUCACGAAAAUUUAUCAGGUUUUCGCUUCUUGAAGGGAGAACUUCGAUUUAUCCACGAAGACGAUUCAUCUUUAAUUGAAUAGUCACUGAGAAUUAAAUGUUGUAUAUAAAAUGCACUAUUUUACAUAAUCGCACGAUUAGAACGCGUUCGAUCAACAUGAAAGAAAAAACAAAAAGUGUC